Molecule: messenger RNA, 754 nt
Organism: Tachyglossus aculeatus (Australian echidna)
Lineage: Eukaryota; Metazoa; Chordata; Mammalia; Monotremata; Tachyglossidae
Gene: TMEM207
Product: transmembrane protein 207
Exons: 6
Coding region: 50-754 (234 amino acids)
Source: RefSeq, a predicted model, not a curated record
AACCAUAGAUGGGAUUCAGAAGACUCGUUGAGAGUUUUCCUUGAAAGACAUGUCGCCAGGGACGUCUUCAAGUUCCAUGUCAGUGAACUCAAAAACAGGAAUCUUGUGUUUGAUAUUGCUCCAGUUUGUGAGCUCAGAUCCACCCUGUGAAGAAAAUGAACCGUGUAUAAAUUAUAAUGACCAUCUCCCCAGUGCCUGGCUUAUCUGGUUAUUUAUGCUGCUCUUCCCAGCUGCUCUCCUGUGCUGUGGGAUGCUUUUCUGUCUCCAAUGCUGGAUCAAGAGGACCAGCCAGGGCUCAGCAGGACGAACAGUGGCUGUAUUUGCCAUCAGUGAUUUGGAUUCCAUUUAUGAGACGGCUGUGCCUCAGAAUCCAUUUCCUAGAGUUUGUCUUCACUCUCACAGUGUGGGCCUCUGUCCUGUUUCAAACUGCAGUGCAGUGAGGCCCCCACCUUCAUAUGAGGACCUGAAGAAGACUAGCAAAUUGUUGACUGUUAUACUCUGCCCCACACUUAACGCUGGACCUCAGAGAGCCUCACAGCCAUCAGUACUCCUGGGGCCUGAGAUACCCAGCAAGGCUGCAGACUGGACAGAAAACCGUUUCCUGUACGACGCCUGCCUUCUCUGCUCCCUGAUUCCCCAGCCAUCCCCGCUGCUGACUGCCUCACCCUAUACCCACCGUGGUUCUGCCUCUUUUGCGUGUCCAUGUCUUAGAGAAGCCAAAUCUAAGUUUUUCUUCAAUUAUCCCAAGUUUUGA